Messenger RNA from Hyla sarda, 5256 nucleotides. RefSeq names its product G protein subunit beta 5 (gene GNB5). Gene Ontology annotation, molecular function: protein binding; signaling receptor complex adaptor activity. NCBI's taxonomy places the organism in Eukaryota, Metazoa, Chordata, Amphibia, Anura, Hylidae. Gene Ontology annotation, cellular component: cytoplasm; heterotrimeric G-protein complex. The transcript is spliced from 11 exons. Gene Ontology annotation, biological process: G protein-coupled receptor signaling pathway; G protein-coupled dopamine receptor signaling pathway. Bases 112 to 1173 code for a protein of 353 amino acids. The record is from RefSeq and is a predicted model, not a curated record.
CAGCUGCUGCUCCAGCAUCCCUGAUAGUGCAGCCAUCCCCAUCAUACACUGCUCCACUUCCACCUCCCUCCUCUCCUCUCCUCCAACCUUCUCUCUCUUGUUUAUCUCAAGAUGGCAACCGAGGGACUGCAAGAGAACGAGACCCUGGCCUCCCUGAAGAAUGAGGCAGAAAGCCUGAAAGGGAAGCUGGAGGAAGAGAGAGCCAAGCUGCAUGAUGUGGAGUUACAUCAAGUGGCUGAACGUGUGGAGUCUCUUGGCCAGUUUGUCAUGAAAACAAGGAGGACAUUGAAGGGCCAUGGAAAUAAAGUGCUCUGCAUGGACUGGUGCAAAGACAAAAGAAGGAUUGUCAGCUCAUCUCAGGAUGGAAAAGUGAUUGUAUGGGACGCUUUCACUACAAACAAGGAGCAUGCAGUCACCAUGCCGUGCACCUGGGUGAUGGCCUGUGCGUAUGCUCCUUCUGGGUGUGCUAUUGCUUGUGGGGGUUUGGACAAUAAGUGCUCUGUGUACCCUCUGACAUUUGAUAAGAAUGAAAACAUGGCUGCUAAGAAGAAGUCAGUGGCAAUGCACACCAACUAUUUGUCCGCCUGCAGCUUCACUAACUCAGACAUGCAGAUCCUGACGGCCAGUGGAGAUGGGACAUGUGCUCUCUGGGAUGUGGAGAGUGGUCAGCUGCUGCAGAGUUUUCAUGGACAUGGGGCUGAUGUUUUGUGCCUGGAUCUGGCACCAUCUGAAACAGGAAAUACCUUUGUGUCCGGGGGCUGUGACAAGAAAGCAAUGGUAUGGGACAUGCGAACUGGACAGUGUAUUCAGUCAUUUGAAACCCAUGAAUCUGAUAUCAACAGUGUCCGGUAUUACCCCAGCGGAGAUGCAUUUGCGUCUGGCUCGGAUGAUGCGACGUGUCGUAUGUAUGAUCUGCGAGCGGAUAGAGAAGUCGCCAUCUAUUCUAAAGAGAGCAUCAUUUUUGGAGCAUCAAGUGUUGAUUUCUCUCUUAGUGGUCGUUUGUUAUUUGCUGGGUACAAUGACUACACAAUCAAUGUGUGGGAUGUCCUAAAGGGAAGUAGGGUCUCCAUCUUGUUUGGUCAUGAGAACAGGGUCAGCACUUUACGUGUGUCUCCAGAUGGAACAGCAUUUUCCUCAGGAUCAUGGGAUCACACACUAAGAAUCUGGGCGUAAAUCCAAAUUAAGAAAACAUAGAAUCUUGAAGGACUCUUCAGUCUCACUGUACUAGAAAAAUGAAGCAGGUUCCUCCUAUGGAAACUUGUUGUUUUGUAGCAUAUUACUGUCCUCAAGGUUUACACGUACUACUGAAAAUGACUAGGUUCUGCUCCUGCUAAAUAAAGGUAUCCAUUGUAUUCAUAUAAAGGUCAGACCCUAAUGAAAUCUAUUGGCUUGCUUGGAUCAGAUGAUUCAGAUAAUAAUAUAAAGGUAGAUGAACACUUGAAGACAUUUACUGAAAACUGAAGUUAGCGAAACCUCUUUCCAGGCCAAAGGGCUCCUAACCUCCACUUGAUAUUCUAUUCCAUUGGUUUCCCAAAUGGCUACAUUGUGUCAAAAUAUUGCACUAUGUUUAAUCAGUUUUGCUGCGUGGAAUGGUUUAUGUUUCUGUUACCUUUGGAAUGUUAGUUGCGUUUUGUACAGUGAAUAAGCUAUUAUUGGAUCUAGUUGGCUUUCUUGACAGCUAUGGAAUAGACCGUGGUUAAUCUCCAUCUUUUGUUUACUAUUAGUAGAGACUUGUUCCCUUUCCAGGACAAAAUGACUUGUACCUGAACUGCAUUGGCCUGCUUAUAGACUUUACAACCCUUUAUAUUCUGUUUAAAGAAUUUACUCAUAUCCAUUUUCUCCUUCACAGUAUGAUGUGGUACAUGAAGCCACAUACAAAACUGGUAAAUGUAUCAGAAAGUUCAUGAUAAAAGAUAAAGACUUAGCUCGUAUUGCUUACACAGUGACCCCCCGACCUACGAUGGCCCCGACAUACGAUCAUUUCAACAUACGAUGGCCUCUCAGAGGCCAUCGCAUGUUGAAGGCAGCAUCAACAUACGAUGCUUUUGUAUAUCGCAUAAACGGCUAUCCGGCAGCGCAGACUUCUUCACCUGCCACCGGAUAGCUGUUUACGGUGCCCCGUGUGGUCCACUGACGAUCACUUACCUGUCCUCGGGGCUCCGGCAAAUCCUCUUCGGGAUCCUCUCCAUCGUCGGCGCUCUCCAUUGUCAUCAUCUCGUCGCUGCGCACGCCGUCCCGUCAUCCAAUAGGAGCGGCGUGUGUAGCGACGUGAUGGCGGCGACGGAGAGCGAGGAUGCCGAGGAAGCAGAGGCCUUGCCGGAGCGUUGGGGACACCAUGGGGACGCGGCAACAGCGAUGGAGGGUGACAUCCAGGGCAGCAGUGACGAGCGGUGACGGUCCGGAGCGGCAGGGACAGGUGAGUACAACUUCCUAUACCAAUGGUCUUCAACCUGCGGACCUCCAGAUGUUGCAACGUUGCAAUGUUACAGCCAACGGCUGUCCGGGCAUGCUGGGUGUUGUAGUUUUGCAACAUCCGGAGGUCCGCAGGUUGUAGACCCCUGUCCUAUACUUUGCAUUGCACGGAUCCCUCAACAUACGAUGGUUUCAACAAACGAUGGUCCAUUUGGAACGGAUUACCAUCGUAUGUUGAGGGACCACUGUAUGUGUAAAGGAUCCAAUAGAGUGAUGGUAUGAUUUAGGUUAUUCACCUAAAUCCAGUCAAUCUAACUGUUAAGAUGGGUGACAAUAAUUGUCAUAGAAAGCAUUUAGCAUUAUGUAGCACAUUCUCUGUUUUCUAUACAUGAAAGUUAUAGAUACGGUUGAUCUUCUAAUCUAUAUUUACUGAUAUUCAUGUGUCUGCAUUAAAAGAGACUAUAAGUAACAUGGUGUCCUGUAUCACAUUGGCACAGGGACCCAUAGCACGAGUAGUAGACCUACAGCACGAUUGGUUAAUAUCAGAGUCAAUGGCCCUGAUUUAUCAAUCUGCCUUAGACCAAAAAGUCUGGUAUUCGGUUUUCCCAUAACAACCAAUCACAGCUCAGCUUUCAUAUCUUAACGAGCUCUGGUAAAAUGAAAGCUGAGCUGUGAUUGGUUGCUACUGGCAACAUGCAUAAAAUCAUAGAGAUAACAUAGCUUUGUGUCAACCGCAAUCUCUAAGGACAUGUAUGAUUUCAGUAUUGAGUGAUCAUUAAGCUUAUUAUUAAAAUUUAGGAAAUUAUGGAAUAUAUAGAGUACUAUAUAUUAUAAUAUGUUACUGUUUGUUUGAGUGAACACCAAGUGCUGAAGCCACAGGCUUCUAAGCAUUACAUAUAUAGCGUGUUCCACUUACAUUCACAAACUAUAGUGAGUAUGAUGCUCUGUGAAACUAAAAAACAUGUAAAUGUAGUAUGUAUAAUACCUGUAUUAUUAGAUAGCAUAUUUUGUUGGAGAAUCGACAAGCAAUACCUUAUAAAUUCUCAGGCUGAAAGUAGAAAUCGCAUUCCUUUUCACAUGGUUAGUGAAAAUAUACCUACCUGUCAGUGAGUCAAAACUACAAUAUACAGCGCCUCUACAGCCAAAUAUUUAAAUAUUUGCAUGUGCCCGUUUUCUUAGACUACCUAAUAUCUGAUUCAGGUCGCAGUUUGUUCUCUAGUGCUGAUCUUUCUACUCUGUACUGCAGAUGCAGUAAUAAGGUGCUACCAUUCUGAAGGCUAUGGGGGCCAUUGGGAAGUCUUUUAGUCACCAAGUUACCCAUUUACAUGCAAGUAUACAUGGACCCUUCUCUGAUCUCUCCUCUUUACACUCCUUUUCUGUCAGUCUUGUGUAUCGUACUGCCAUAGUCUUCUGAGGCUUCUUUAGUAGUACACAAGGGAGAAGCAUUACUUUGCUCGUGUCUAGUUUAAAGUCCUGUGAGACGUUCAAUGGUUAAAUUAAAAAAAAUUGUGUUAGUAUAUUUCACACACUAAUAUUAAUAGUGAAUGCACUGCUUGAGAUAUGCUUUAAGAUGUGUAAGAAAGUAGCCUUAGCUUUCAGUCUUCUUUACUUACAGCCUAGAUAUCAUAGAGAAUAGCAGGAGCCGCACUCACCAUGGAAACAUCCACUUAAACGGGUACUCCGCCCCUAGACAUCUUAUCCUUUAUCCAAAGGAUAGGGCAUAAGAUGUCUGAUCGCAGGGGUCCCACCACUGAGGACCCCUGCGAUCCCGGGUGCGGCACCCCAGACAUUUGGUGCACGGAGUAAACUUUGCUCCGUGCCGGUUGACUGUCGAUGCGGAGGCUUAUGACAGCACAGGCGUGCCCCGCUCUUGACGUCACGGCCACACACCCUCAAUGCAAGCCUAUGGGAGGGGGUGUGAUGUCCGUCACGCCCCCUCCCAUAGACUUGCAUUGAGGGGGCGUGAUCAUGAUGUCACGAGCCUCCGCCACUGCACCCGAUGCUCUAAACUGGUGCAGCAGGGAGUUCGCAGGGGGUCCCCAGCAGCGGGACCUCCGCGAUCAAACAUCUUAUCCUCUAUCCUUUGGAUAGGUUAUAAGAUGUCUAGGGGCGGAGUACCCCUUUAACCUUGGAUUGAUCAAACUUUCCAUUGACAAUAUCUAUUUACUUAUUAACAAAUCAGUUUUGAGCUAACAUUUACUUAUGUGCCAGGAAUGUGGACUCUGAUAGUAGUGGAAUGAAUGAGAUUAUUCUUUGGUUGUGUCAUCAGAAAACUGUAAACUUUUACUUUUUGUCGGUCAUUUGCAUAUUAUGUACAGUAUGUCCUUUGUAAAGCACAAUAAUUUAUCUAUAGAAAUAUGUGGUAUGCAGUAUUCCAGGAAGACAGAUACAAAUCAGCUAUAUACCACCCUUUAAAAAGGUGUCUGCUGCUUUACAUAGGUACUGAUCACAAGGACAUUGUGUUGUGUUUGGGAUGUCAGUAAGACAAUGCAACAAUCAGGACAAGCUAAAUAUAAAGUACUAUACACUGCUCUUAACAAGGGGCAGCAGUACGUGUGCACAUUGAGAUAUAGAGUGAGGACAUAUUAUUCCUCAAGGACAUUUAUAUGGGAAGACAUUGUGAGGAAGUUCUUUUCAUGGGACUGUAUUAAGGGCUAUGGUUUUUCUUUUCUUAUCAUUAUUUGCUGCACAUAAAAUAAGUCUUCACUAGGUAGAAACCUUUGGUAAGAUCAGAGUAUUACACAUCUUGUAACCUCAAAACUGAUGUCAUUUUAUGCAUUAUUUAUUCAUCCAUUGUAAAAAAUCAAAAAAGUGAAGCAUGUCCUGAACUUUUUAGUUUUUUUU